This is a messenger RNA of Dendronephthya gigantea, 2688 nucleotides long. RefSeq names its product ATP-dependent RNA helicase DDX54-like. The transcript has 26 exons. NCBI's taxonomy places the organism in Eukaryota, Metazoa, Cnidaria, Anthozoa, Malacalcyonacea, Nephtheidae. Gene Ontology annotation, cellular component: nucleus. Bases 134 to 2425 code for a protein of 763 amino acids. The record is from RefSeq and is a predicted model, not a curated record. Gene Ontology annotation, molecular function: RNA helicase activity; RNA binding; ATP binding.
UGGUGAACGCAGAUGAAGAAUUUAGUAGAUAAAUUUACGUUAAAAUUCCGCCAAUUUACUGCAAAAAUAAGUAAAAUAACCGGGAGUACGAGAUAAAUAAAGUGAGAAAGUGUUUUUGCUGCAAGUUUAAACCAUGGCUGAGAGAAAUAAGAGUUUUGUUGAGGACGAAGAUGGUAAUUUUGAGGUGUCUGUGAAGAAAAUGGUGGCCAGUCAUAAUAGGAAGAAGAAAAAGUCAGGAGGAUUUCAAGUUAUGGGACUUAGUUACCCAGUUUAUAAGGGAAUUAUGAAAAAAGGUUACAAGGUUCCGACACCAAUACAGAGGAAGGCAAUCCCUUUGAUAUUGGAUGGAAAGGAUGUAGUUGCGAUGGCCAGGACUGGGUCGGGUAAAACAGCAGCAUUUUUAGUUCCAAUGUUUGAGAAGCUUCAUGGACAUUCAGCAAAGACUGGAGCAAGAGCAUUGAUUUUAUCACCAACACGGGAACUGGCAUUACAGACCUUGAAGUUUACGAAAGAACUUGGUCGUUUUACGGACUUGAAGUCGGCGGUCAUUCUUGGAGGAGAUAGAAUGGAUAAUCAAUUCUCAGCUUUACAUGAGAAUCCAGAUGUUGUCAUUGCAACUCCUGGUCGCUUCUUACAUGUCAUCAUGGAAAUGGAUCUGAAACUGACUUCUAUAGAGUAUGUUGUGUUUGAUGAAGCUGACAGGUUAUUUGAAAUGGGAUUUUCGGAACAACUUCAUGAGAUUAUAAGCAGACUUCCUGAAGCACGACAAACAUUGCUGUUUUCUGCAACAUUGCCUAAAUCACUGGUUGAGUUUGCUAAAGCAGGUCUGAAUGAUCCAACGCUAUUACGACUUGAUGUGGACACAAAGCUCAGUGAACAACUGAAGCUUGCCUUUUUCUCUGCAAGAGCAGAUGAUAAAAAUGCUGUUCUGCUUCAUCUCUUGCAAUCUGUUAUCAAACCAACAGAACAGACAAUGAUCUUUGCUGCAACCAGACAUCACGUGGAGUUUUUAAAAACACUUCUAGCGCUUACAAGCAUACCAUGUUCCUAUGUCUACAGCGCACUGGAUCAGGCAGCACGAAAAAUCAAUGUAGCAAAGUUUCGAAAGAAGAAAUGUAUGGUGCUGAUAACUACGGAUGUUGCGGCGCGUGGUAUUGAUAUACCAAUGUUGGAUAAUGUCAUCAACUAUAAUUUCCCCGCGCAGUCAAAGCUGUUUGUCCACAGAGUGGGUCGUGUUGCAAGAGCUGGUCGUAUUGGUACAGCGUAUUCCAUCAUUGCUCCUGAUGAGGUCGCAUACAUGCUAGAUUUGUGUUUAUUCCUGGGCAGACCUCUAAAGACAGCCAGAGAAAGUUACACAGAAAACGAUGAUAAAGAUUUUGUGUAUGGCCGAGUUCCACAAGAUAUAAUUGAUGAACAAGAGGACACGUUACGAAAUAUUCAUCAAAACACAGACGCGCAAUCUGAACAUGAGACGUGUACGAAGGCAUAUAAACAGUAUUCCAAGUCAAGACCUGCACCAUCGCCAGAGUCAGUGAAACGUACAAAAGAAAUGAGUUUAAAAGCCCUCAACUGCCAUCCAUUACUGGGAGGUGUUCAGGAGGUGGCUCACGCCAAGUUUCUUGAUGGUGUAAGAAGCUACAAAGCGAAACAGACAAUAUUUGAGAUUGGUGCGACGUCAAAAACGCGCUCUCAGGACAUCAUGAGGUUGAAGAGACGGAAACACGGGACAGUUAUUGAGAAGAAUAAGCAACAAAUGAUGAAAAGUCACGAAGACAAGAACAUGGAAACGAGAGGAAGUAAAGUGGAAGAAACUACCCAGGAUGAGAUCAAGAGUGUUUUCACAACGGUCAUGGAUCCCAGUCGCAAAACCCGAAGGCCAAAAGGUUUGCCACAAUUCCGAGAUGAAAACUACAUUCCACAUCGAGCGCCAGAUCAUUUCUCGGAACGAGGGUUGGGCAUCAACUCGUUUCAGUCCCAAGCUGAGAAUGCCGUGUUAGACCUGGAUGCUGACGAGGCCGUUGGAUUGACGCGUACACAGAACAACAAGCGAUGGGAUCGCAAAAGAAAGAAAUUUGUUGGAAAGGAAGAAAAUACAAAGAAAAGAAUCAAAACAGAAAGUGGGCGAUGGAUUCCAGCCUCGUAUAAGACAACUUUGUACAAAGAUUGGCUGGAUAAAAAUGCGGUGAAGCAUCAGAAAAACGAGGAUGACAACGAAGACAGUAAUCAUCCUGGAACAUUCCGGAAAGGUAAAAAGAGAGGCCGAAGGAAAGAUGGCCGUCUAGAAGGAAGAAAGAACGAACUACGGAACAAAGAACAGAUCUUGAAACAAAGAAAAAGAAAACAGAAUAUUUUAGAAAGACAAAAGAAAGGAAGGGAGAAAAAUAUAAAGAAAAAACAAGACAGAAAUCCCAGACGAGAAAGAUAGGUCUUGUUUAAACAUGUUGAAUUAAUGCGAUGCUUCCGUUAAUUAAUUUCCUCACAGACCUCACUUGUCUGGAAAUAAACCUUUCUCGUAAUCGCAUCAAACGGGGGGUGCAAAUAUCACACGAAGCUUGAUUGUUCCGCAGAACUACUUGAGCCAAUGAGACUUCGUGUUACAUCAGGUUUAUGUCAUUAUGAGAAAGGUUUAUUGGAGAGGUAUAUUGGUGUAUUGGUGCAUUUAAACGAAAUAUGAGACGAGGCAAAUAU